Messenger RNA from Perognathus longimembris pacificus (Pacific pocket mouse), 2042 nucleotides. It is a transcript of the gene Paqr6, whose product is annotated as progestin and adipoQ receptor family member 6. The transcript is spliced from 7 exons. The record is from RefSeq and is a predicted model, not a curated record. Gene Ontology annotation, molecular function: signaling receptor activity. Gene Ontology annotation, cellular component: membrane. Bases 78 to 1538 code for a protein of 486 amino acids. NCBI's taxonomy places the organism in Eukaryota, Metazoa, Chordata, Mammalia, Rodentia, Heteromyidae.
CUGAGGGUUAGGGGACUCAGGUGGGCUAGGGACUCAGCAUACCAAGGGCACAAGUCUAAUUCCCUUUGAAAAGCCAGAUGCCCCAUCCCAACUCCUUGCCCUAUUGGCAGGCAUCCUGCUUCUUCAGGAAUCUUGCCCCAGGGCAUGAAUUUUCUGUGCUCAGCACAGGGGCUACAGAAGUCAGGGUUCUUCCUGGAGCCAAGGCAGGAAGACUGCCUUCAGGGGCUAAGAGAACCCUGGCCCAAGCCAAACUGAGGCUGCAAGCCUUCCUCAAUCAUGAACCAAAAGACCAGAGGAUGGGAUGGGGCCCGGGUGGGUGCUAUGCUGACCUGGGAAGCAGGACCAGCAUCUCCUGGCCUGAACUCAGUCCUCUUGAGCUCAGUGACCAAGUCCAGCCUAAACCUGGGAAGGGAAAGGUUUGUGGGAUGGGGGUGGGGGAAUAUUUUAUCCUUCCCUACUCUGUCUUCAGGUCAAUGUGGAGGUAUUGCCGGGUCUGGGCCACCAUGCUUAGUCUCAAGCUACCGCAGCUCCUUCAAGUCCACCAAGUCCCCAGGGUGUUCUGGGAAGAUGGCAUCAUGUCUGGCUACCGUCGCCCCACCAGUUCAGCCUUGGACUGUGUCCUCAGCAUCUUCCAGCUGACCAACGAGACGGUCAACAUCUGGACUCACUUCCUGCCCACCUGGUACUUCCUCUGGCGGCUGCUGGCGCUGGCGGGGGUCCCGGGCUUCAGCGAGGAGCCGUACCACUGGCCACUGCUGGUCUUCCUGCUGCCCGCCUGCCUCUACCCCUUCGCGUCGUGCUGCGCGCACACCUUCAGCUCCAUGUCGCCCCGCGCCCGGCAUAUCUGCUACUUCCUGGACUACGGCGCGCUCAGCCUCUACAGCCUGGGCUGCGCCUUCCCUUACGCCGCCUACUCCAUGCCGGCCUCCUGGCUGCACAGCCGCCUGCACCGGCUCUUCGUGCCCGCCGCGGCGCUCAACUCCUUCCUGUGCACCGGCCUCUCCUGCUACUCGCGGUUCCCGGAGAUAGAGAGUCCUGGGCUUAGUAAGGCCCUCCGCACAGCCGCCUUCGCCUACCCCUUCCUGUUUGACAACCUCCCGCUCUUCUACAGGCUCGGGCUGUGCUGGGGCAAGGGCCGCAGCUGCGGGCCGGAGACGCUGAGCGCCAGCCACAGCCACCACCUCCUCUGCGCGCUGCUCACCGGCUUCCUCUUUGCUUCACGCCUGCCUGAGCGGCUGGCGCCUGGACGCUUUGACUACAUAGGCCACAGCCACCAGCUCUUCCACAUCUGUGCAGUACUGGGCACCCACUUCCAGCUGGAGGCUGUGCUCGCCGAUAUGGGAUCUCGCCGAGCCUGGCUGGCCUCACAGGAGCCUCCACUAGGCCUGGAGGGCACAGUAGCCACACUGGGUGUGGCAGUCGCUGGAAACCUGCUCAUCAUUGCUGCCUUCACUGCCACCUUGCUUCAGGCCCCUAGCACCUGCCCCCUGCUGCAAGGUAGCCCACUGGACGGAGGAUCCCAAGCUAAACAGCAGUAAACAGCAUCUCUGACCCUGGCCUGGAGGGAAGCAGAGGCCUGGUCCCAGUACUGUAAAGAUACCCAGAGCUGGGCCUGAGUUGGGGACAUCUCAGAGCCGAGUGUGGCCGAGGACAGGCAAAGGAGAUGGGGCAGAGAAGAGGGAGGCCAAAGGACUGGCAGAGAUGGAGAGGGACCCAAGGGGGCUUCUGAUGGAGUGGAGGAAGUGCUGGAGGUCUGUGAGGGGAGACUGCGUGUUCAGGCUGGGGCUGUAGGGAGGGAGGCACUGGGGCUCUUCCUCCUGCCCUGCUUCUGGUGCUCUUCAAGUAUUUUCAGCCCAGGGAGAACUGACACGACUAACCUGAGCCACCCUGAAAGCUUCUUAAUUUGGCCUGGGGGGCGGGGGCGGGCACACACCCUUGCCCCUGCCCACCUCCAAGGCUAGUUUGCACCCAACGUGCUCGCAGCCUUUUGCUAGAGAUGACUUUGUCCUAGUCACAACUAUUUGCAAGGUGUCCAGGGCUUU